AUGUCAUGUACUUCAACCUCACCAGGUCCACGGAUGAUUAUUUCUCUGUUGCGUAGCCGCGAAUGGCCUGUGAGGAGACCCCUUUUCACGAGUCCAACUCCUUCAAUGCUUCUUUAACCAACACCAUCGUAGGUGGAUGAAGAGGAGUUUUUCGUGCCACAGCAGGUGCUUUGCUGGUUUCUAACAAUGAAAUAAACAAAUGUAUCAACCGUAAUCUAACCAAAUAGCCGUAAAAUUAGGCUACUCAAAUUGGCCUAAACCGCACAUGGUUUUACAAACCUGAUUUAGCUUUUCCUGACACUUUUCCAUAUUUUUUGGGCACGUCAGAAAGUGAAGUUACUUCUUCGGCGCCUGCUGCUUUUUCUUUAGGUGGUAUGAUCAAACGGUUCAUCUCAAAGUUAGGCUAUAUAAAAACGUUAGUUGAAAAACAGUAACUGCAUUCUCAGCCAGUCACACAUUCAAUGUUAUGCACUUCAAGCAACACCGCAGCAAAGCAUGCGGUUUACCUGAACAGGCGCUGACAUUUAGGUACCAGUUAGAGCAUUAAAGGUCAACUGAUCAGUCCGAGUAGUGUGAACUCGCUUUUUCUUCUCUCCUCCGUUCCUUCCUUCCAUCCAUCCUUUCCUUUACUGCGCUUAUCAGUUUACCUUCACUGCUCUGGCAUAUUAUUAAACAUGACUCACCAAACAUAAAUGAAAUAUGAAAACCCUUCUACAUUUUAGAGAUCGUCAAACUCUCAACCACAAAUGCAGGGUUUUGUAGUUAAACUUUGUGCAGCUGUUAAAAACUUAAAACAAAAAGUCGAAGAUAAAUAUUUUUCUCAGAAAGACAAGUUAGUUUGUUGGUUUAAAAAAUAAAGACAGACAGCUUUUGAACCUAAAAAUAAUUACUGAUACAUGAUUCUGAAUGUUCAGGCUCCUUGUCCUCUGCAACAUGACAUUAGCCCAUAGUUGUCAUAUGAGACAUCUGUGGUUUUCCUGUGAACAAGCUCCACAUCUGCAUUUCUUUUGAAACAACAGUUAAUCUUUGUCCCAGUCACUGCCACCAUCUUCUGUGAAGUCAGACUAACAGUAUGUAUGUAGCUGUCUAAAAAAUGACAUUGUUCAUCCCUGAUAUGGCUGGUCGUCUGUUUUUGCUCAUCCUCCUUUUCGAUACCUUCCAGUACCUCAAAGCCAAAGAUCUUUCUCAGCCCAGUCUAACAGUGAUUCCUGCAGUCAUCAAAGAGAGAGACUCAGUUCAGCUGAACUGUCAGACUCCUCCAUCUGUCUCUGAGUGUUACUUCAAAAUAGAGGGGAAAGUAGAAUUCCUCCUUCCAUCACCCUGUCAACAGACACUCACAGGAACACUACUGGUGAGGUGGACAGGUCAGAGUUCACCAGCUGAGGUCAAAAUCCAAUGUCAGUACAGUGCUAAAGGUUCACAGUUUAGAUCCAUAUACAGUGAGCCUUCAACAGUCACAAUUACGGACCUUCCUCAGCUGACAGUGAGUUCUACAGUCAUCAGAGAAACAGAAUCAGUUCAGCUGAGUUGUGAGACUCCUCCAUCUCUGCCUGUGUCUCACUGUUACUUCAACAUAGAGGGGAGGAAGAAUCUUCCAGACUCAUUGUGUACUCAGACAAUAACUGGAACUGAGCUGCUCAAGAGGUCUGGUCCAACAUUUCCAGCUGUGGUCAAAGUGACGUGUUACUACACUGUAUGGAAGUCUCACACAUCUCCUUUUAGUGACCCUGUCUCAGUCACUGUUCAGGAUCCAAAACCAGACAUUACAGUACAUUUUGAUGAGGACUUCAACAUCAUCUGUUUGAUUCCUGGAUCCUUCAGUCCUGACACCACCUGUAACCUGUAUGUUGGAGAGGAGAGUCAGCCAUCCUUCACAGCAAAGAUCAUGAAGAGAAAAGCCACCUCAGCAUCCAAACAGUGGUUCUGUCAAUUCACUCCAAAACAUAGUGAUCUGAUCAGUCGUCUACAGUCAGUGAGGCGUAAGGAGGUGAGCUGUGACUACAGAUUGAGCUCAGGACCAAACUCUCUCUCUCCACGCAGUGAUGGGCACAGCUUUACAGAUCUGGUGGGAGUUCACAUCAGUGAUCCAACAACUAUACAGACACCUUCUAUAGCAGUGAGUUUGACUCCAGGUCCUAGAUCUACUUUGCCGCCCAGCACGACAGCGAGUCCUACAGAAGUUUCAACUGUUACUUGUACCUUUACCCCAGACACCACACUGACACCAACUACCAGUUUGACCUCCCCUUUGACCCCUAGCAGGGCAGUGAAUCCUUCAUCAGGGUCGACUGUUUGCUGUACUUUGACCACUGACACCCCAGCGAGUCCAACUGAAAGAGGUCAAAGCUCCACAGAAAGUGAAGUGGAAUCAAACAGUCAAGAAAGCAUUCUGUUGGGGCAAUUAUGGCAGGCAGCAGUGGGUGUGGCUUCUGGAGUGGGCGUGUUCCUGGUAGGAUUGACAGCUGUCUGUCUCUGCAGGAGGACCAAGAAAACCAAUACUCAGAGACCUACAGCCAGACAGGAUGAUCACAGACAAUAUGAUUUGGUGUCUAUGGGAGCGGUGAGCAGCGGAGUCAUGGUGGAUUCAGGAGAUGCUGGAAACGAUUCUCAGAUCACUUCUGUACUGUCCAUGUUCAUGCCCUCAGGUCCCGUUGAUGUGGAUUCACAGGCAUUUGCAAAUGAACAUUCUGAUACGUACCACGUAUACAGCUCAAUCCCCGACAGACCAGCAACCUCAGCCCAGCCGGAUGGGUUGUACAGUCUUCUGCAGACACACUGAAACUACACCUCUGGCUUUCUGUAUUUUUCUCACACAUCUCACACAAAUACAAAUACAUACAUUGAUUAACAGGUAAUAUGUCUACUGUAUUACACAUGGACAACUGGUUUCUGUUACAUGUCUAUCCAUAAUAUCUGUUACUGUGUUAAUAUUAGUAUUUUGGGGAUUUUGGAGGGGUCCGGGGCAUACUCCCCUUUGAGCAUUUUUCUUAUUUCUUCUCCCUAGUAAAUGCUAAAUCUACUGUAUUUAAGUAUAUUAUGUUGACUGUUUGAUACCUUCUUCCAUAACAGUUGGAUACAAUUAAUUUCCUAUUGGGCAAAACAUAAUCCAAACACAACCAAAACAAACUGCAAAUGCAUACAAACUCAAGUUUGUUGAGUCACAAGCUUGAUUUAUUUAUUGGGUGCAAAGAAUAUAGGACCAAAAUACAUCAUGCUUGACUACUUUAAUUGUAGUUAAUCUACCAAACUAACCUAAAUGACGGAGUGAAAAGAAGGAAGCUUGUACCUGUUUGCAGCAAGGCACUAAAGUAAAACUGCAAAACGGUGGCAAAGCAAUUCACUUUUUGUCCUGAAUACAAAAUGUUAUGUUUGGGGCAAAUAGGAUACAACACAUUACUGAGUACCAUUCUCCAUAUUUUCAUGCACAGCGGUGGCUGCAUCUUGUUAUGGGUAUACUUGUAAUCAUUAAGGGACUGGGGAGAUUUUCAGGAUAGAAAAUACAUGCAAUGGAGCUAAACACAGGCAAAGUACAAAAGGAAAACCUGGUCGAGUCUGCUUUCCACCAGACACUAGGAGAUGAAUUCACCUUUCAGCAGGAUAAUAACCUUAAACACAUGGCUAAAUAUACACUGGAGUUGCUUACCAAGAAUACAGUGAAUGUUCCUGAGUGGCAGAGUUACAGUUUUGACUUUAAUCUACUUGAAAAUCUAUGGCAAGACCUGAAAAUGGUUGUCUAGCAAUGAUCAACAACCAAUUGGACAGAGCUUAAAGAAAUUUGAAAAGAAUAAUGUGCAAAUGUUGCACAAUCCAGGUGUUGAAAGCUCUUAGCGACUUAGAGAGGCAGAAAGACUCACAUCUGUAAUCGCUGCCAAAGGUGCUAAUACAAAGUAUUGAUGUAAAGACUUAUCUAAAUGAAAUAUUUCUGUAUUUCAUUUUCAAAAAUGUAGCAAAAAAUUACAAAAAACCUGUUUUCACUUUGUCAUAAUGGGGUAUUGUGUGUAGAUGGUUCAGACAUGUUUUUUUUUAAAUACAUUUUGAAUUCAGGCAGUAACACAAUAGUAAUAAUAAUAAUAAGGGUAGGGGAAUGAUAACUUUUUGAAUAUAUCCAAAAAAAAGGGGAAAUUCUGUCGCCUUAUAUGAAACAUUCUAUCUCAAAUGUAAAAUACUGGAGUAUAGAGCCAAAUAUAUGUUUUUAGCUUCACUGUCCAAAUGCAUAUGGAGGGGAGUGUAUGACCGAUAAAUGAUUCUGUUUGUUCAGAUACCCUUACCUCUGCAACAUUAGCUCACACUUGCUGUAUGAGACUGUUGUUAAGGUUUCUGCUCCUUGUGGUUUUGUAGUGAACAAGCUCCAUAUCUACUUCCCUAUUCAAACAAUCCUCUGACUCAGUCACACACCUUACUGUGAAGUCAGACUAACAGUAUGUAGCUGACUGACAAAUGGCAUUGUUCAUCCCUGAUAUGGCUGGUCAUCUGUUCUUGGUCAUUCUCCUUUUUGGUGAGUUAUUUCUACAUUUCUACAGUUUCAUCAUCUGUUUGUUCUACAGGAUAUUCCUCUUCUUCUCUCCCCUCUUUUAGUCUUUUACUUUUUACUCUUUUACUUUAGGAACUCUUGAUAUUUCUGAAUCUCAUGGCUAUGAUGAGUGUCUUGUAUCUUAUUCCAUUAAUCAUCUUAUUUAUUUCUCUCUAUCAUUAUUUUACAAUUUGUUGAGUUAAGAAUGACCACUGCUUGAUCCCCAUUAAUGCAUUACAGUAGAUUACGCUACUUUACCAACUUGUGUGAAGUGUUCAGGUGUCUCCUGUUAAAACAUACUUUUUGAAUGGCAGAUGAUGAUAAUUUCUUUAUAAUUUCUAGAUACGUUCCAAUCCAUCAAAGCCCAAGGCCCUCCUCUUCCCAGGUUGACAGUGAGUCCUGCAGUCAUCAGAGAGAGAGACUCAGUUCAGCUGAGCUGUGAGACUCCUCCAUCCGUCUCCGUGUCUCAGUGUUAUCUCUUCACUGAGAAGGGAGACUAUAAACCAUCCUGUCGGCAGACACUCACAGGGUCUGAGCUCCUCUCGUGGUCAGAUCAACGUUUACCUGCUGUGGUCAACGUGAGAUGUUACUACUAUGCUAUUGGUAGUUCUUCCCCAUCCUCUCACAGUGACCCUGGCUCAGUAACUGUCCAAGUCCCUCCUCAGCUGACAGUGAGUCCUGAAGUCAUCAGGGAUACGGACACAGUUCAGCUGAGAUGUCACACUUCCAAAUCUACCUCUGUGUCUCAGUGUUACUUCUACAUAGAGGAAAGACAACAUCUCCAACAUACCACAUCCUGUCAGCAGUCACUCACAGGGACCAAGCUGUUUGAAUGGGCAGGUCAUGGUCCAACCACCAAGGUCAACAUGAGAUGUAUCUACUAUGCUGUAGAGAUGUCUAUCUACUCUCCUUACAGUGACCCUGUCUCAGUCACUCUCCUGGACCUCCCUCAGCCCAGGCUGACAGUGAGUUCUACAGUCAUCAGAGAGAGAGACUCAGUUCAGCUGAGCUGUCAGACUUCUCCAUCUGGCUCUGUGUCUCAGUGUUACUUCUACACAGAGGUGAAAAACCCUAAACCCUCACCCUGUACGAGGUCAAUCACGGGGGCUGAGCUGCUCUCGUGGGCAGGUGAACGUUUACCUGCUGAGGUCAAACUGAGAUGUUUUUACACAGUAGAGACUCACUAUCCAUCGAUGCACAGUCAUCCUGCGCCUAUCACUAUUCUUGGUAAACUGCAGAAACCAGACAUUAGUGUCAAUGAUGAAUCUUCUCAUGACAUCACUAUUGCCUGUGUACUUCCUGAGUCUGUCAGUGAUGGUCAUAGCUGUAACCUGUACACUGGAGACCAGCCUCAGGCCUACAAAGAGGCUUGGGUGAGGAGAUUUAAUGCAGCAUCAUCCAAACUAUUCUGUACCUUCAGUGUUACUAAGAAUGAUCUGUUCAGGCAUCUGCAGUUGGAGAGAGAUGUGAGCUGUGACUAUAGAGUGAACACAGGAUCACACUCUCUGUCUCCCCGCAGUAAUAAAUACAUAAUUACAGGUCAGAAACCAAAUAUUACAGUCAGUCUGAAAGGGAACCUCAUCCUCACCUGUUUAAUUCCUGGCUCUGUCAGUAAUGACACCACCUGUAACCUGUAUGUUGGAGAGAAGAGUAAGUGUCUUUUUAGAGCACAAAUCAGGAAGAAGAAACACAAAUAUUCCGAAUGCUGGUUCUGUCAAUUCUCUGUGGAUGAGAGUGAUCUGAUCAGUUGUCUACAGUCAGUGAGGCGUAAGGAGGUGAGCUGUGACUACAGAGUGAGCUCAGGACCAAACUCUCUCUCUCCACGCAGUGAUUGGAACAGCUUUACAUUGGGUUUGACUCCAGGUCCUAGAUCUACUUUGCCUCCCAGCACGACAGCGAGUCCUAUAGAAGUUUUGACUGUUACUUCUACUUUGACCCCAGACACCACAGUGAGACCAACUACCAGUUUGACCUCUCCUUUGGCCCCCAGCACAGCAGUGAAUCAUACAUCAGAGGUGCAAUUAUGGCAGACAGCAGUGUGUAUGGCUUCUGGAGUGGGUGUGUUCUUAAUGGGAUUGACAGCUGUCUAUCUCUGCAGGAGGACCAAGAAAACCAAUUCUCUGAGACCUACAGCCAGACAGGAUGAUCACAGACAAUGUGAUUUGGUGAUGGGAGCUAUGAGCAGUGCAGGCAUGUUGGAUUCAAGAGAUGCUGGGAUCUAUUCUCUCAUCACCUCUGUACCGUCCACGUUUUUGCCCUCAGGUCCUUUUGAAGAAAAUGGAAAGUCAUCUGAAAACGACAAUUCUGAUACGUUCCACAUAUACAGCUCAAUCCCCGACAGACCAGCAACCUCAGCCCAGCCGGAUGGGUUUUACAGUCUUCUGCAGACACACUGAAACUACACCACUGGCUCUCUGUAUGUAUCACAGAAAUACUGUUUCUUUCAGGAUGUCCUUUAUUUAUCACACAUCAUGUCACUGUAAAUAAGUAUCUAAUACAUCUACUGCAGUACCGUUUCUAUUUAUAAGUAACAUUCAGUAAGCAGCCGCUAGAGGCCCCUCCCCCUUCCAAAAACAACCGUAGGAUAGUAGAAUACACAACGUGCAGUUUCGAAAUGUGGUUCUACAUCAGAAGUUUUUCUCUUGUUAUUUCAGUCACUGACAGUCACUCAGUUAUCCCAUGUCAGCUAAGAUUUUAUAGAUUGCUAGGCAAGUUAGUCUAGCCAGCUAUCUAAGUCUUGUCGUAAUGGCCAAAUUACUGCCCAGGGGCCCUGACUUCCAGGGGGCCCCCAAUGAUUGUGUUAGUCACUCACACUCAGAUAUCAAAUGAACAUGGCAUAAGUCAUGGCAAAAUGUGUAGAAUUGCAGGAUAUUAGCUUUAAACUGAAUUUUAUUAUUUCAACGACAAUGGCACAACGUGUUGAAUUUCAGGAAAUUUGCUUAAUAACUGCAAAGUUCUCUCCGCCCCAUGGCAAAAUGAGUAGAAUUGCAGGACAUAAACUUGAAAGCUCCAAAUGUUUCUCUUUGCCGCCAUGAGCGGGGACAUUAAAAUGUUUUGUCGGUGAGGUGGGCAAAUCUUGUUUAGGGUCCCCAAAAUGCUUGGAACUGCCGUAAUUUCCUGUAUCACACAUUGACACCUGGCCUGGAGUUUGGAGGGGUCCGGGGCAUACUCCCCUUUAAAUAUUUUUCAGUAAAUGCCCAAGUAAAUAUAUAUUGUAUUUAUAUCUAUUCUGUCAUCUGUGUGAUAUCUCCUUCCAUAAAACAGUUUGAUACAGUUUACUAAAUCAAAUAUAUUUAGAUCAAAAUUGAUAGUUACAGACAAUUAAAAAUCAAUAAAUAUAUAACAUAUUCACACAUAAUGCAAAAAACAGGUAAAUAGGAAAUUAAGAUUAAUGAAUUAAUAUGAAGUCAUUAAGAUCCAAAGUGGCAUUGCUAAGACAUUUUCAUUUCAUCUUGUGUUGAAAUAUGCUUAUAAUAUAAGUCUGGGGGGAAAGUCUGUUAUUUUAACAAUUUUUGCGGCAAAGGUUAGCAAACCCCAAAAGCCUGAUCUUAUAGCAAAAGUAUUGAUAUUGCCCACAUACAUUGUUACAAGCUACAAAAUAUAACAUUUCGUUUAAAAAAAAUGUUUACAUUGUUGGCAACAUCAGAUCAUCAAAAUUGAAAAAUAUAGAUUUCCAAAUGUUAUUCAAAUCUCCAAAUUUCUCCAUGUUAACUUGUUAUUUUCCAAGUUCCCAGUUUAAUUUAAACUUACUCAGCACCUCAGUCGCUCCUACAAUGUGUAGUGUUGUAGACACAUUCUAGCCUUGAAGUCCAAUGACUGUGGAGUGGUUCAGAUGUAAAUAGUGUGAGAACACAACUUCAUGACAUUUUUUUCCAGUUAAUAUGAGCUUACAUUCUGUUUCGAUGCACACUUGAGCCCAGCGGUCAGGGUGGUCGAUUAUGCUAUGGGGGAUGGCUUUGUUUGUUGAAAAGGGGUGGCUCCCCCCUCACCUCCCAUAUACACUGUACACACUGUACAUAUAUAUUUCUAUUGUGUUAUUGACUGUACGUUUGUUUAUGUGUAACUCUGUGUUGUAGUUUUUGUCGCACUGCUUUGCUUUAUCUUGGCCAGGUCGCAGUUGUAAAUGAGAACUUGUUCUCAACUGGCCUACCUGGUUAAAUAAAGGUGAAAUAAAAUAAAUAAAUAAAUCCCUCUUCUAUAAGACCUUUAAGGUACAGCAAAUACAAAUGUUUCUUUUCUCUGUUUGAAAUGCUCUCUUCUGUAAAACAAAAAAUUAAGCAGAAUAAAUUGACUUUGACCAUUCCCUCA
This is a messenger RNA of Oncorhynchus kisutch (coho salmon), 8818 nucleotides long. Its product is annotated as mucin-5AC. The record is from RefSeq and is a predicted model, not a curated record. The transcript is spliced from 32 exons. The coding region runs from base 1094 to 2779 and encodes 561 amino acids. NCBI's taxonomy places the organism in Eukaryota, Metazoa, Chordata, Actinopteri, Salmoniformes, Salmonidae.